This is a messenger RNA of Sorghum bicolor (sorghum), 1457 nucleotides long. Its product is annotated as phosphoenolpyruvate carboxylase kinase 2. The transcript is spliced from 2 exons. The record is from RefSeq and is a predicted model, not a curated record. Gene Ontology annotation, biological process: intracellular signal transduction; peptidyl-serine phosphorylation; protein autophosphorylation. Gene Ontology annotation, molecular function: ATP binding; calcium-dependent protein serine/threonine kinase activity; calmodulin binding. Gene Ontology annotation, cellular component: nucleus; cytoplasm. Bases 133 to 1032 code for a protein of 299 amino acids. Lineage: Eukaryota; Viridiplantae; Streptophyta; Magnoliopsida; Poales; Poaceae.
AGGGAGUACACAAACGUUACAGGCGCGGAUCCGAAUAUUCUGCGGUGCGAGGCGCUGUUAAUAAAUAGUCGGGCUCCCCACUGCUGGUGUGGAAGUCUCCCGAAGAAACGAACGGAGCGCGAAAACAGAUCUAUGAGUGAGCAACUGAAGCGCGACUACGAGAUCGGCGAGGAGAUCGGCCGCGGGCGGUUCGGCGUGGUCCACCGCUGCGUCUCCCGCGCCACGGGUGAGCCCUUCGCCGUCAAGUCCGUGGACCGCUCCCUCCUCGCCGACGACCUGGACCGCGCGCUGGCCGAGCUGGAGCCCAAGCUGGCGCGGCUGGCCGGCGGAGAGGGCGACGAGAACCCGGGCGUCGUGCAGGUGCGCGCCGUGUACGAGGACGACGCCUGGACGCACACCGUCAUGGACCUCUGCACGGGGCCCGACCUGCUGGACUGGGUCCGCCUCCGUCGCGGCGCGCCCGUGCCGGAGCCCGACGCCGCGCGCGUCGUCGCGCAGCUCGCCGAGGCGCUCGCGGGCUGCCACCGCCGCGGCGUCGUCCACCGCGACGUCAAGCCCGACAACGUGCUCCUGGACCUGGACCCCGCAGGCGAGACACCCCCGCGGGUGCGGCUCGCGGACUUCGGCUCCGCCGCGUGGCUCGGCGGCGGCGAGGGCGGCGGCCGCCGCCGCGGCGCCGAGGGGCUGGUGGGCACCCCGCACUACGUGGCGCCCGAGGUGGUGGCCGGCGGCGAGUACGGGGAGAAGGUGGACGUGUGGAGCGCCGGGGUGGUGAUGUACGCGCUGCUCUCGGGCGGCGCGCUGCCCUUCGGCGGCGAGACGCCCGCGGACGUGUUCGCGGCCGUGCUUCGGGGCAGCCUCAGGUUCCCGCCCGCGCUGUUCGCGGGGGUGUCGCCGGCGGCCAAGGACCUGAUGCGGCGGAUGAUGUGCCGCGACGUCUCGAGAAGGUUCUCCGCCGAGCAAGUCCUCCGGCACCCGUGGAUCCAGAGCGGAGGGGGAGUCCGAGAGGUGGUUCGGCCAACGCCAACCUGAGGAGCCCACGGGGCUCCUCAGGUUUGGAACGAGACCGGAACCGAUCGUGUAUCAUCGUAGCGAUGCGGUGUGUUGUCCCCGACGAGUUUUGUGCAGACGCCUCUGUAUAUCCAGCAAGUAGGCGGCGGCGGCGGCGGCGGCGGCGGCGAGGAGUGUGAGACACUGAGACUGGAGAUCGUCGCUCCGCCGCGCGGCGGCGGCGCCCGGGUGUGUGUGUGUGACGGUGACCUGGGCCGUUUUCCUCUUUUCCUUUUUGGGCUUUUUUUUUUCCCGGCCGCCCUGUGUGCUUUUGGGAGUAUAAAAGUGUAGUGCGACGGUGAUGUAUGCACGUCUGUCUAGUCUAACCGUGCAUGUGUUAUGUGUACAAAUGAAUAAGUACUACUAGUAGAUUUGGGCCUUGUUUAGUUCCAAAAUAUUUUGCAAAA